Plodia interpunctella (Indianmeal moth) is the source of this 1338-nucleotide messenger RNA. RefSeq lists its product as uncharacterized. The record is from RefSeq and is a predicted model, not a curated record. Bases 13 to 1311 code for a protein of 432 amino acids. NCBI's taxonomy places the organism in Eukaryota, Metazoa, Arthropoda, Insecta, Lepidoptera, Pyralidae. The transcript has 10 exons.
CGCGUAAAGGCUAUGGCGAUAAAAGUAUGGAAUUUCUUAUUUAUUAUUUGUGCGUGUGCUCCCAAUACUAUAGGAAUUGAUCGUAAAUUCUUACGGAUACGUCCGGCGUUACGAUACACGGAUUCAAAAUGCCGAAACAGAGUUAAAAUGACCGAUAUGACUGAAUCAGCACUUUUAGUGGAAGAUCCUAGAAAACUUAAACUAAAUCCAUUGAAAGAUUUUGAUUCAAUAUUGUCAGUGUUUCUCUUUGGCAAUAAAGCAAACGAAGAGAAAGUCGAUGGAGUAACUGGACGCCUAGGAGUAGCUGGGGUGCAAUAUGCUAGUGGAAAUUUUAUGAGAGCCGAGUUGUUUCGCAACGUGACCGGAGUCCACAAGCCGAAUCUGGACUACAUGGUAGCGGGACAGUUCCGUCUGAACCUCACCAAGGACCGCAUGCAGACAGCCGUCAACGCCUUCUCCAUCUUCAUCGAUGGCAACAUGAACGACAUUCUGCAACUCCCGCCGAAAUAUGUCCUCAAUUCGGCCCGUACAAUAGCCAUGUUGAAGAUAGCGCAGGAGAAGCUGGCGGCGACCUGGACGGUGGUGAAGAACGGGAGGCGCCCCGACCGCAUCUCACACGCUACGCUGGAGGCCUACCGACCGCUAUUCAAGUAUGUCAACGGCAGGGAGAUCGCGCGGCUUAACCUGUCCGACAGCAGGAUACUCAAGUACAUCGGGACACAUCCUGAUCUUACGCGACAUCAGGUGGGCGUUAUCGCUAGCAAAUACAUAAAAAUGAACAAAGGUUGGACGAGUUCGAAAUAUCUUAACCAAAUGAAUAAUUUGCUGUGCGGAGUGCCCAUGCUUCACAUGCGUAGAUUGGAGCCAAAUACUUUCUUGCAACUGUCACAUCAGGUUUUCUACCACAUUCAUGCUUGCGAUCCCAUACAACGAAGAUUUUAUCUCAAAAUGAUGACCCGUACGGAGGCAUUGGGAAGGGCGUUUAGUUGGAGCGCUCGCGACGUGGCGCGGCUGGGGCUUCUCUUGGCUGAAGUGUCUGAAAGUGACCUGACGGCCAUCAAACCACAGGCAAUGGCUGGAAUCACUCCUCAAGUCAUGCUGGAGAUACCUCCAAAGAAUUUGAAGUUUAUAUCAGAGGCUCAGAUUCAGUACAUCGACCAGAAAUCCCUUAACAUAAUGGCGAAGAAACUGAAGGCUUACCACGACAUGAUGGGUACAAGUCAUGCAAAAUAUUUGCGACUGAAAAAAUGUCUACUAAGUUUCAAUUUCUUGAUAUUAUUUAUGACAGGAUCUGGUUUGUUAAAGUUCUGAAAUAAAAUAUGCAAUGGAGUAUUUUUA